AUUUUUCAAUUCCGAUUUAUUUUUGCUCACCUCGUGUAGUAUUGCCAAAGAUGGUUAUAAAAAGGGGAGGUGGAAGCGAUAAUUAAACCGAAGUUUUGACCGUUAGAACUAGCUUCCCCCGCUUAAAGAAAAGCAAAAACGAGAAAAUAAGAGAGAAUAUAAAGCAUAAAUCAAUUUUUGGCCGGCUAGCCCUAAUUUCAUUCCAAAGAUCAACGAAUUGCAUUGAAUCUCAGAUAUUAGCCAAACAUGACAACUCCUUGCACUCAGCGGCCAUUGAUCAUCCAGGAUGAAAAUUUGGGCAUCCACCACAGAAAAAAAGGAACUGAAGGGACAGUAAAAAGUUCUAAACCAGCUGCCAAGAAAGGUCAAGUUCUAGGAAGUCGCAAAGCUUUGAAUGACAUAACUAACAAGUCAUCCCUGCAUCCCAGUGUCUCCACUAAGAAGAAGAGUGCAGCAAAAGAAGAAUUUAAUAUUGCAGGGGAGAAGUUUCUGCACGAUCAUACGAAAUGCAUUGAAACAAAUAGGAAAGCAAUGGAGUCUUCCUUCUGGGAAACAGUUUUUCCAAAACAUGAUACUCUAUCAAAUGUUGUCUUUUCAGAGUCUGUAGUGGCAAAGCACAUAAUGUUACAAAUACUUCACUUUGCGCUUCAGAAUGAUCCUGAGAGCCCCCGUUUCUACCCAGAACCUGUAGAGUUGCCUAUGUCAGAAUUUGUUGACUGGUUACAGCCUUUAUCAGAAUUGGACUCCCAGCCAUCUUCUCCAAUAUACUGGGAUUCUCUUCCUGCUUCUCCAUUUCAAUGGGAUAAGGUGGAGCAUGUUGAGUUUGUGCUGAAGGAAGAAAUGGAUUGUUAAGAUUGCCAUCUGUUGACUCAGUUCUGCAAGGUUUUUGUUGUGUUCAUUUGUCACUUUGUACCAUCGGAAAAUUGGUGUUUAGCUCGUGACAGUAGAACAAAUUUACUUACAAAAAUAACUUAAAUUUUUCUUUGCAAGGAUGAUAUUUAAGAUGGGGGCAUGCCGCAUCAGUAAGACCUUGUGAUGCAAAGUAGAGAAGAUUGUCCUUGGGUAAUGUUAUCAAAUAUAUCAGACAACUCUUGAAACAGACCUCCAAAUUGUCUCUCUUAAGAUCGUAGUUUAUUUCUGAAUGUAAAGCUUGUGCAAUGAAUACUGAACAUAUUGUACAUCAGAUUUAAGCUCAAAACUUAAGAAAGUUAUUUUUGCUGCCGUA
Molecule: messenger RNA, 1225 nt
Organism: Daucus carota subsp. sativus
Lineage: Eukaryota; Viridiplantae; Streptophyta; Magnoliopsida; Apiales; Apiaceae
Product: protein PATRONUS 1
Exons: 5
Coding region: 247-852 (201 amino acids)
Biological process (GO): regulation of mitotic cell cycle
Source: RefSeq, a predicted model, not a curated record